Molecule: messenger RNA, 11555 nt
Organism: Ziziphus jujuba (common jujube)
Lineage: Eukaryota; Viridiplantae; Streptophyta; Magnoliopsida; Rosales; Rhamnaceae
Product: E3 ubiquitin-protein ligase UPL2
Exons: 17
Coding region: 266-11350 (3694 amino acids)
Biological process (GO): protein polyubiquitination; positive regulation of protein catabolic process; proteasome-mediated ubiquitin-dependent protein catabolic process
Molecular function (GO): ubiquitin-protein transferase activity; protein binding
Source: RefSeq, a predicted model, not a curated record
AAAAAAGAAAAGAAAAAAAAAACACAUUAUAUUAUACAAACAACAGAGCAGCGACCUUCACAAACCCCGCAAUACCCCCUUCUUCCCUCUUUUCUCUGCGCUCUGGAGUUUCGCUUUCUUCUUCUUCUUCGUCUCUCUCUCUCUUCCAUUUGCUUAGGGCUUUUCUCUAUCUUCUUUGCCUCCCAAACUCCGGAUGUGUAUACAUCCGUCGCCCCUCUUUCAUUCCUCUCUCAGUAGUUAAAAGUAGAGAAGCUGAGGCGGGAAUAUGACGACGUUAAGAUCAAGCUUGCCGUCAAGGUUGCGCCAACUUCUAUCCGGCGAUGGCGGUUUCGGGCCGUCUAUCAAACUGGAGUCAGACCCUCCUCCUAAGAUCAAAGCCUUUAUUGACAAGGUGAUCCAAUGCCCUUUACAAGAUAUACAAAUACCUCUUUCUGGUUUUCGUUGGGAGUAUAGUAAGGGAAAUUUUCACCAUUGGAGGCCACUCUUUCUGCAUUUUGAUACAUAUUUCAAGACAUAUUUGUCCCCUAGGAAUGACCUCCUCUUGUCAGAUAAAAUCUUAGAAGAUGAUUGUCCUUUUCCAAAACAUGCAAUUUUACAAAUUCUGCGAGUAAUGCAAACUAUUUUAGAGAAUUGCCAUAACAAAAGUUCUUUCGAUGGCUUAGAGCAUUUCAAGCUCCUACUCUCAUCAACAGAUCCUGAGAUCCUUAUUGCUACACUAGAGACUCUUUCUGCACUUGUGAAAAUAAAUCCCUCCAAGCUGCAUGGAAGUGGAAAGUUGAUUGCUUGUGGCUCAGUCAAUAGCUAUCUCCUGUCUCUGGCGCAGGGGUGGGGAAGCAAGGAAGAGGGCUUGGGAUUAUAUUCAUGUGUUAUGGCCAAUGAGACUACCCAAGAUGAAGGGCUACAUUUGUUCCCAUCUGAUGUAGAAAUUGAUUCUGACAAGUCUCAGUACCGGAUAGGUUCUACUCUUUAUUUUGAACUACAUGGGAAUGCCCAAAGUACAGAGGAAAGUAGUAGCAGUGUAAAUUCUUCUAGUUCAAGAGUUAUACAUAUACCAGAUAUGCAUUUAAGGAAGGAAGAUGAUCUGACACUGAUGAAACAGUGUAUUGAGGAGUUUAAAGUACCUCCUGAACUCCGGUUCUCAUUGCUGACCAGAAUCAGAUAUGCUCGUGCCUUCCGUUCUCCCAGAAUAUGUAGGCUGUAUAGCAGGAUUUGCCUUCUUGCUUUUAUUGUGCUUGUUCAGUCUAGUGAUGCUCAUGAAGAACUUGUCUCCUUUUUUGCAAAUGAACCAGAGUACACAAAUGAAUUAAUCAGGAUUGUAAGGUCUGAAGAAGCUGUUUCAGGAAAUAUUAGAACCCUUGCAAUGCUUGCUCUGGGAGCUCAAUUAGCUGCAUAUUCAGCAUCUCAUGAGCGGGCACGGAUUUUGAGUGGAUCUAGUAUCAAUUUUGCUGGGGGUAAUCGCAUGAUACUCCUGAAUGUGCUUCAGAGAGCUGUUUUGUCACUUAAAAACUCCAAUGAUCCAUCCUCUCUUGCUUUUGUUGAAGCUCUCCUUCAGUUUUAUUUACUUCAUGUAGUUUCAUCCUCAACUACAGGAAGUAAUAUAAGGGGGUCAGGUAUGGUUCCUACAUUCUUACCUGUUUUGGAGGAUUCUGAUCCUACACAUUUACAUCUUGUCUGUUUCGCCGUAAAAACUCUUCAAAAGCUCAUGGAUUAUAGUAGUUCAGCUGUGUCUCUUUUUAAGGAGUUGGGAGGAGUUGAGCUUUUGGCUCAGAGACUACAGAUAGAAGUACAUAGAGUUAUUGGUUAUGCCGAAGGUAGUGAUAAUUCAAUGGUCAUAGGUGAAAGCUCAAAAUAUGGUGAUGAUCAUUUGUACUCACAAAAGAGGCUUAUCAAAGUUUCAUUGAAGGCACUUGGAUCUGCCACAUAUGCUCCUGGAAACUCUUCUAGAUCUCAACAUUCCCAUGACAGUUCUUUACCUGCUACUCUAUCGCUGAUAUUUGGAAAUGUAGAUAAAUUUGGUGGGGACAUUUAUUAUUCUGCUGUGACUGUCAUGAGUGAAAUUAUCCACAAAGAUCCAACUUGUUUUUCUGCUUUGCAAGAAAUGGGUCUUCCAGAUGCUUUUUUAUCUUCAGUGGUAGCUGGAGUUCUUCCUUCCUCUAAAGCUCUUACCUGUGUGCCUAAUGGUCUUGGUGCUGUUUGUCUUAAUGCUGAGGGAUUGGAAGCUGUGAAGGAAAGAUCAGCUUUACGUUUUCUUGUCGAUAUCUUCACCAGCAAGAAGUAUGUUGUUGCAAUGAAUGAAGCUAUUGUUCCUUUGGCGAAUGCUGUUGAAGAGCUUUUGCGCCAUGUAUCUUCAUUAAGAAGCACUGGUGUUGAUAUUAUCAUUGAAAUUGUUGAUAAAAUUGCUUCAUUCGCUGAUGCCGACGGUACAGGGUCUGUGGAAAAAGCCAAUGGAAGUACUGCAAUGGAAAUGGAUUCUGAAGACAAAGAAAAUGAAGGGCAUUGCUGUCUGGUCAGUGCUGUAGAUUCAGCCACAGAGGGGAUCAGUGAUGAGCAGUUCAUCCAAUUAUCCAUCUUUCAUCUGAUGGUAUUGGUUCACCGAACAAUGGAAAAUUCUGAAACAUGUCGGUUAUUUGUGGAGAAGUCAGGAAUUGAAGCUUUAUUGAAACUUUUGUUGAGACCUAGCAUUGUACAGUCAUCUGAUGGGAUGUCAAUUGCUCUACAUAGCACAAUGGUUUUCAAGGGUUUUACUCAGCAUCACUCUGCUGCACUUGCCCGUGCAUUCUGCUCCUCUCUUAGGGACCAUCUGAAGAAAGUUUUGACCGGGUUUGAUGUGGUUUCAGGUUCCUAUUUGUUGGAUCCCAGGAUGACAGCAGAAGGUGGAGUGUUUUCUUCACUUUUCCUUGUUGAAUUCCUUCUCUUUAUUGCUGCCUCAAAGGACAACCGCUGGGUAACUUCAUUACUUACAGAAUUUGGAAAUGGUAGCAAAGAUGUUCUAGAAGAUAUAGGACGUGUCCAUCGUGAAGUUUUGUGGCAGAUUGCGCUUGUUGAAGAUGGUAAGCCUGAGAUAGAGGAUGAUGGUUCUAGUUCCACAGCUGAGUCGCAACAGUCAGAAAUGAAUGUAUAUGAAACUGAAGAGCAAAGAUUCAACUCCUUUAGGCAAUUUCUUGAUCCUUUAUUGAGAAGGCGGACGUCAGGAUGGAGCAUUGAAUCUCAGUUUUUUGACCUCAUUAGCUUGUAUCGUGAUAUUGGUCGUGCCACUAGUUCUCAGCAAAGAACAAGUGCUGAUGGUUCUUCAAAUUCAAGGUUUGGAGCAAGUCAUCAGUUGCAUAAUUCUGGAUCUUCAGAUUCUGAUGGGGCUCUUAGUAGAAAGGAAUAUGAUAAACAGAGAUCCUAUUAUGCUUCUUGUUGUGAUAUGGUGAGAUCACUUUCUUUUCACAUCACCCAUUUGUUUCAAGAGCUGGGAAAGGUAAUGUUGCUUCCUUCACGUAGACGGGAUGAUAUUGUGAAUGUUUCCCCUGCUUCGAAAUCUGUGGCUUCAUCUUUUGCUGUCAUUGCAUUGGAGCACAUGAAUUUUAAGGGCCAUGUAAAUGCUUUGGGAUCAGAGGCUUCCAUAUCCACAAAGUGUCGCUACUUUGGCAAGGUAGUUGAUUUUAUUGAUGGCAGUCUACUGGAGAGGCCGGAUUCUUGUAAUCCUGUUCUGCUAAAUUGCUUGUAUGGACAUGGUGUUGUUCAAUCAGUUUUGACCACAUUUGAAGCUACUAGCCAAUUGCUCUUCACUGUCAAUAGGGCUCCUGCAUCGCCUAUGGAAACUGAUGAUGGGAAUUUAAAGCAGGAUGAAAAGGAAGAUACAGAUCAUUCAUGGAUUUAUGGUCCUCUAGCUAGCUAUGGCAAACUCAUGGACCACCUAGUGACAUCUUCUUUUAUUUUAUCUCCCUUUACCAAACACUUACUUGCACAACCUCUGACCAGUGGAGAUAUACCUUUUCCACGUGAUGCUGAGAAUUUUGUAAAGGUCCUCCAAUCCAUGGUGCUGAAAGCAGUGCUUCCUGUAUGGAAUCAUCCCCAAUUUGUUGAUUCUGGUUAUGAUUUCAUUACUACUGUCAUUUCUAUCAUAAGGCACAUAUAUUCUGGGGUAGAAGUGAAGAAUGUUAAUAGCAACAAUAGUGCUCGAAUUACUGGCCCCCCUCCAAAUGAAACUGCUAUUUCAACAAUUGUAGAGAUGGGUUUUUCAAGGCCUAGGGCGGAGGAAGCUUUGAGGCAAGUUGGAUCAAACAGUGUGGAGUUGGCAAUGGAGUGGUUGUUCUCCCAUCCAGAGGAAACCCAAGAAGAUGAUGAACUUGCUCGUGCACUUGCCAUAUCGCUGGGAAAUUCUGAAUCAGACAAUAAGGAAGCUGGUGCACAUGACAAUGCAAGUCAGCUAGAAGAAGAGGUGGUCCAACUUCCUCCCGUUGAGGAGUUGUUAUCUACAUGCACGAAGCUUUUGCAAAUGAAAGAACCUCUAGCUUUUCCAGUCCGGGACCUGCUGGCAAUGAUGUGUUCCCAAAAUGAUGGUCAAUAUAGGCCAAAUAUCAUCACAUUUAUUGUUGACAGAGUGAAGGAAUGUAGUUUAACUUCUGACAGCGGAAGUAGUACCACUCUAUCUGCUCUUUUCCAUGUUCUUGCUUUAAUUCUUCAAGAAGAUGCAGUGGCACGAGAAAUUGCAUCAAAGAAUGGUGUGGUGAAAGUUGCGUCAGAUCUACUUUCUCAAUGGGAGUCAGGUUCUCUUCUCCAGGAGAAGUGUCAAGUACCAAAGUGGGUAACAACAGCUAUACUUGCUAUAGAUAGGCUGUUGCAGGUGGAUCAAAAACUAAAUUCUGAAAUUGCAGAGCAGUUGAAAAAGGAUGGUAUUAGUAGCCAGCACACCCUUACCAUUGAUGAGGAUAAGCAAAGUAGGUUGCAGUCUGCAUUGGGAUUAUCUUCAAAAUAUAUAGACAUAAAGGACCAAAAAAGGCUAAUUGAGAUUGCUUGUGCUUGUAUGAAGAACCAGCUUCCAUCUGAAACGAUGCAUGCUGUUCUGCAACUAUGCUCUACUCUCACUAAAACUCAUUCUGUUGCCGUUAGUUUCCUUGAUGCUGGGGGCUUAAGUUUACUGCUUUCUCUGCCAACCAGUAGCCUCUUUCCUGGGUUUGAUAACGUUGCGGCUACCAUCAUACGUCAUGCACUUGAAGAUCCUCAAACUCUUCAGCAGGCAAUGGAAUUUGAGAUACGGCACAGCCUUGUUGCCGCAGCUAAUAGGCAUUCAAAUGGAAGGGUCUCUCCCCGGAAUUUCCUAUCAAGUUUAAGUUCUGCCAUCUCCCGUGACCCGCUGAUUUUUAUGAGGGCUGCUCAGUCUGUCUGCCAAGUUGAAAUGGUUGGUGAAAGGCCCUAUGUGGUCUUGUUAAAGGAUCGUGACAAAGAUAAAAGCAAAGAGAAGGAGAAAGAAAAGGAGAAAUCUACGGAGAAAGACAAAUCAGUGAUGACUGAUGCAAAGGCUUCUUCAGGAAAUAUAAAUUUGACAACUUCUGGUAAUGGUCAGGGAAAGGUUCAUGAUUCAAAUUCGAAGGGAGGCAAAGCUCAUCGAAAAUAUCCUCAGAGUUUUGUCAAUGUGAUUGAGCUACUUUUGGAUUCUGUAUGUGCUUAUGUACCUCCCUUGAAAGAUGACAUUGUCACAGAUGUACCCCUUGAUAACCCAUCAUCAACUGACAUGGAAAUUGAUAUUGCUGCUAUUAAAGGAAAAGGAAAAGCCAUUGCAACUGCAUCUGAAGAUAAGGAAACUACUAGCCAGGAAUCUUCUGCAUCUUUAGCAAAGGUUGUAUUUGUUCUGAAGCUUCUUACAGAAAUUUUGUUGAUGUAUGCUUCAUCUGCUCAUGUUCUGCUUCGAAGAGAUGCUGAAGUUAGCAGUUGCAGGGGUUCUCAUCAAAAGGUUCAAACUGCUGUAUCCACUGGUGGAAUCUUUCACCAUGUUCUCCAUAAAUUUCUUCCAUAUUCUCGAAAUCCCAAAAAGGAAAAGAAAAUAGAUGGUGAUUGGAGGCACAAACUGGCAAGUAGGGCUAGUCAGUUUUUGGUGGCAUCGUGUGUUCGUUCAUCAGAGGCAAGGAGGAGGGUGUUUACAGAGAUCAGCUAUAUUUUUAAUGCCUUUGUCGAUUCAUGUAAUGGUCUCAGGCCACCCAACAAUGAAAUACAAUCUUUUAUUGAUCUGCUAAAUGAUGUUCUGGCUGCUCGUACGCCUACUGGUACAUAUAUCUCAGCAGAGGCUUCGGCCACUUUUAUAGAUGUUGGUCUGGUUGGGUCAAUGACUCGACUCCUGCAAGUUUUGGACCUAGAUCAUGCUGACUCACCUAAAGUUGUUACGGGUCUUGUCAAAUCUCUGGAGUUGGUUACUAAGGAACAUGUUCACUCUGCUGAUUCCAAUACUGGGAAGGGUGAUGUCUCCACAAAGCCUUCUGAUCAUAAUCAACCAGGAAGGGUGGAUAAUAUUGGUGACACAUCACAGUCCAUGGAUACCGUAUCCCAGUCGCAUCAUGAUUCUGUGGCACCUGAGCACAUUGAGGCUUAUAACACUGUGCAAUCAUUUGGUGGUUCUGAGGCUGUAACAGAUGAUAUGGAACAUGACCAAGAUCUUGAUGGAGGAUUUAAUCCUGCUAGUGAAGAUGAUUAUAUGCAUGAAAACUCUGAGGAUACAAGGGGCCUUGAAAAUGGUAUUGAUACCAUGGGCAUAAGAUUUGAAAUCCAGCCUCAUGUACAAGAAAAUCUUGAUGAAGAUGAUGAUGAUGAGGACGAUGAUGAAGAGAUGUCUGGGGAUGAGGGAGAUGAAGUAGAUGAAGAUGAAGAUGAGGACGAUGAGGAGCAUAAUGAUCUGGAAGAUGAAGUCCAUCAUCUGCCACAUCCCGACACUGAUCAAGAUGAUCAUGAGAUUGAUGAUGAAUUUGAUGAGGAAGUAUUGGAGGAAGAUGAUGAAGAUGAUGAGGAUGAUGAGGAUGGGGUUAUACUGAGGCUAGAGGAGGGCAUUAAUGGAAUUAAUGUGUUUGAUCAUAUUGAGGUUUUUGGUAGAGACCAUAGUUUUCCCAAUGAAACACUCCAUGUAAUGCCUGUUGAAGUUUUUGGUUCCAGACGUCAGGGCCGGACCACUUCUAUUUACAGUCUUUUGGGCAGGACUGGUGAGAAUGCUGCUCCAUCACGGCAUCCUCUUUUGGUGGGACCAGGACCUUCAUCACUGCACCCAGCCCCUCUUAGACAAUCUGAGAAUGUCCGUGAUGCACUCAUGCCAGAUAGGAAUUCAGAGAACGGCUCAUCACGGUUGGAUAGUAUCUUCCGGUCGCUGAGAAAUGGGCGCCAUGGACAUCGAUUGAAUUUGUGGAUAGAUGAUAACCAGCAAGGUGGUGGAUCCAAUGCAGGUGUUGUACCACAAGGCCUUGAGGAGUUGCUUGUUUCUCAAUUAAGACGAACGGCCCCUGAGAAGCCUUCAGAUCAGAAAAAAGAAGUGGAGCCUCAAAACAAAGGUGAAGUUCAGUUACAAGAUUCAGAAGCAGGUGUAAGGCCUGAAAUCUCUGUUGAAAACAAUGCAAAUGCUGAAAGUGGAAAUGUGCGUCCCACUGAUACAGUUGACCCCUUGGGAAAUGCUGAUUUGAGACCUGCAGCAAGUGAAACUCUACAACCAGCAGAUAUGUCUAGCACACAUUCACAAUCUGUUGAGAUGCAAUUUGAACAUAAUGAUGCCGCUGUACGGGAUGUAGAAGCUGUUAGCCAAGAAAGUGGUGGAAGUGGAGCGACUUUAGGAGAGAGCCUUCGCAGCCUAGAUGUUGAAAUUGGAAGUGCUGAUGGCCAUGAGGAUGGUGGGGAGAGGCAAGGUUCUGCAGAUAGGGUCUCUCUGGGUGAUCCUCAGGCAGCUCGCACGAGAAGAGCUAAUGUAUCUUUUGGAAACUCUUCAACAGUUGGUGCAAGAGAUGUGCCCCUUCAUAGCGUGACUGAAGUCUCAGAAAAUUCUAGCCGAGAAGCUGAACAGGAUGGUCCAGCAUCAGAGCAGCAAAAUAAUAGCGAUGCUGGUUCAGGAGCAAUAGAUCCUGCAUUCUUGGAUGCUCUUCCUGAGGAGUUGCGAGCUGAGGUUCUUUCAGCUCAACAGGGUCAGGCAGCUCCUCCCUCAAAUGCUGAACCACAAAAUGCAGGGGAUAUUGAUCCAGAAUUCCUUGCAGCCCUUCCACCUGACAUCCGAGCAGAAGUUCUAGCACAGCAGCAAGCUCAAAGGCUACAUCAAUCGCAGGAACUGGAAGGUCAACCAGUUGAAAUGGACACAGUCUCAAUUAUUGCAACAUUUCCUUCAGAUUUACGUGAAGAGGUUCUUUUAACUUCAUCUGAUGCCAUACUUGCUAAUCUUACACCUGCUCUAGUUGCGGAGGCAAACAUGUUGCGUGAAAGAUUUGCUCAUCGUUAUAAUCGUACCCUGUUUGGUAUGUAUCCUAGAAACCGUAGAGGUGAGACUUCUAGACGGGGUGAUGGUAUUGGGUCUAGCCUGGAAAGAAUUGGGGGUAUUGCCUCACGUCGGUCUAUAGGAGCUAAGGUAGUUGAAGCUGAUGGAGCUCCACUGGUUGAUGCAGAGGCUCUGCAUGCAAUGAUUCGGUUGCUCCGCAUUGUUCAGCCACUGUAUAAGGGUCAGCUGCAGAGGCUUCUUUUGAAUUUAUGUGCCCAUAAUGAGACCAGAAUUUCUCUUGUGAAAAUUCUCAUGGACAUGCUAAUCCUUGGCAAAAGAAAGCCUGUUAAUUAUUUAGGUGCUGCAGAGCCUUCUUACCGGCUCUAUGCAUGCCAGACUAAUGUGAUGUAUUCUCGCCCUCAAUAUUUUGAUGGUGUUCCUCCCUUGGUGUCUCGGCGUGUACUUGAAACUCUAACUUAUUUGGCGCGGAAUCAUCCCUAUGUGGCAAAGAUUUUGCUUCAAUUCAAGUUGCCUCUCCCUUCCUCUCAAGAAUCUAAGAAUAUGGUUGAUCAGACUAGUGGCAAAGCUGUGAUGGUUGUUGAUGAUAAUGGACAAAAUAAAAGUGUAGAUCAGGGAGGAUAUUUGUCCAUUGCCCUACUCUUGGGUCUCUUGAAUCAACCCCUUUAUUUGAGGAGUAUAGCACAUCUUGAACAGCUGCUUCACUUGUUGGAGGUCAUUAUUGGUGCUGCCGAAAGCAAGUCAACUUUAUCUGAAAAAUCUGAGGUUUCUGUUUCUGAACAACAGACUGGUCCUCAACUUUUGACGUCAGAUACUGAGAUGAAUGCAGAUUCUGGUGGCGUUUCUGCUAGGGUGGGUACAUCAAAUAAGGUUGCCAGUUUCUCCAAACCCACCACUUCAGCGGCAGAUAAUGAAUGUGAUACUCAAACUGUUCUGCUUAACCUGCCACAAGCUGAGCUUCGGCUUCUAUGCUCAUUGCUUGCACGAGAAGGAUUGUCAGAUAAUGCGUAUGCUCUAGUUGCAGAGGUAAUGAAUAAGUUGGUGGCCAUUGCUCCCACACAUUGUAAGCUGUUUAUCACCGAGCUUGCAGAAGCUGUUCAAAAUUUGACCAGAUCUGCUAUGAUUGAGUUACGCAUGUUUGGUGAAGCAGUGAAAGCACUCCUCAGCACUUCAACCUCUGAUGGAGCUGCAAUUUUAAGAGUUCUGCAAGCAUUAAGCUCUCUAGUUGCCUCAUUGAUUGAGCAAGAGAAGGAUUCACAAACUUCUGAAAAAGCGCAUAGUUCUUCUCUUUCUCAGGUUUGGGACAUAAAUGCAGCUUUGGAGCCUUUGUGGCUGGAAUUGAGCACUUGCAUAAGCAAAAUAGAGAGCUAUUCAGAUUCAGCCCCUGACUUGAUGACUUCAUAUAGAACUUCCACAUCUAAACCAUCUAGUGCAACAUCUCCACUGCCUGUUGGCACUCAGAACAUCUUGCCAUAUAUAGAAUCUUUCUUUGUGGUGUGUGAGAAGUUACAUCCUGCAUUACCCGGUCCUGGGCAUGAUUUCAGUAUUGCUGCAGUUACUGAGAUUGAAGAUGCCAGCACAUCAGCUAGCCUGCAAAAAGCUGCCUCGGGUUCUUUGAAAGUUGAUGAGAAACAGAUUGCUUUUGUGAAGUUUUCGGAGAAGCACAGGAAGCUUCUUAAUGCUUUCAUUCGGCAAAAUCCUGGUUUGCUUGAGAAGUCAUUCUCGCUAUUGCUGAAGGUUCCCCGCUUUAUUGAUUUUGACAACAAACGUUCUCACUUUAGAUCAAAAAUAAAGCAUCAACAUGAUCAUCAUCACAGUCCUUUGAGAAUUUCAGUAAGAAGAGCAUACAUUCUUGAAGAUUCAUAUAACCAAUUGCGGAUGCGAUCAACGCAUGACUUGAAGGGAAGAUUGACAGUUCACUUCCAAGGAGAGGAGGGUAUUGAUGCAGGUGGACUCACAAGGGAAUGGUAUCAAUUGUUGUCCAGGGUUAUUUUUGACAAGGGAGCUUUACUUUUUACAACUGUGGGAAAUGAGUCGACUUUCCAGCCAAAUCCCAACUCUGUCUACCAAACAGAACACCUAUCAUAUUUUAAGUUUGUUGGGCGAGUGGUAGGGAAAGCACUUUUUGAUGGACAGCUAUUGGACGUACAUUUUACUCGGUCUUUCUACAAACACAUUUUGGAGGUUAAGGUCACUUAUCAUGACAUUGAAGCCAUUGAUCCUGAUUACUUUAAAAACCUCAAGUGGAUGCUUGAGAAUGACAUCAGUGAUGUUCUAGACCUUACAUUCAGCAUUGAUGCAGAUGAGGAAAAACUGAUACUAUAUGAGAGGACAGAAGUAACAGACUAUGAACUGAUUCCUGGUGGAAGAAACAUUAAAGUAACUGAGGAAAAUAAGCACCAAUAUGUUGAUUUAGUUGCUGAGCAUCGGUUGACAACAGCUAUUCGGCCUCAGAUAACUGCUUUUCUGGAAGGAUUCAAUGAAUUAAUUCCUGGGGAAUUGAUAUCUAUUUUCAAUGAUAAAGAAUUGGAACUAUUGAUCAGUGGACUUCCUGAUAUUGAUUUGGAUGACAUGAGAGCAAAUACUGAAUAUUCUGGAUACAGUGCUGCAUCCCCCAUCGUACAAUGGUUUUGGGAGGUUGUCCAAGGUUUUAGCAAGGAGGAUAAGGCUCGUCUUUUACAGUUUGUGACUGGCACCUCAAAGGUUCCUUUAGAAGGGUUCAGUGCACUUCAAGGAAUUUCAGGCUCACAGAAGUUUCAGAUACACAAGGCAUAUGGCAGCCCUGAUCAUCUGCCGUCUGCACAUACUUGUUUCAAUCAGUUGGAUCUACCAGAGUAUCCUUCUAAGCAACAUCUUGAGGAGAGAUUGCUUCUUGCAAUUCAUGAGGCGAGUGAAGGCUUUGGAUUUGGUUAAGAGAGUUCAGUGGAGGCAUUAACGCACACAGAGCCAUCAUUGUAGAUACAUACAGAUUAUGUUUAAAAAAGUUGAAUCAUUAAAAGGGGAAUUGGGUAGUAAAAAGGUGGCAAAUAUGUUCUUCUUGUUGAUACAUGUUGAUAAACUGUACAGUCGUCUAUUUGCUAAUGGGAAAUGCGUCUGGCAGUUUUUUUAAAUGUGCCAA